AUGUUUUCUCUCCAAAUUACUGCCUUUCUCGUAGUUGCAGCUGACUUGACUCUGGGUGGACUCAUUUCCAAUGGCUUUAUAGCUACAGUGAUUAUACAAAAAUGGAUCAAAUACAGAAGCCUUGCUUCCAGUGAGCAGCUCCUUCUGAUUCUGGGAAUAUCCAACGUUUUUGCCAUAAUUUUACAGAGUACCUCUGUAAUAAGUGAAAAUGUGUUUAUCUGUAGCAACCAUUUAAUAUUAUCGACAAUCUUUUUCUUUGUUUUCUUUGUCACGUUCUUCAGAUUUUGGCUUACUGCCUGGCUCUCUCUCUUCUAUUGCAUCAAGAUAAUGAACAGCACCCAUUUCCUGCUUGUGUGGUGCAAGAUGAGGAUAUCAUGGCUAAUACACUGUCUCCUGCUAGGAUCCCUACUCAUUUCCUUGGCCAUUUCCUUUUUCGCAUUCCAUGAGUUUCUUUUUGAACUCCAGAGCAAUACAACAGCCAGCGUUGGAAACAGGACUCAAGAACAGACACUGAGACAGACUGUUGAUUAUGACAAAGUUUUAUUUCUGGCUAUCGGUACUACUUGUCCCCUUCUUGUGGUUGUAUUUUGUUCUAUCUUGUCUAUUGUGUCACUUGGCAGACAUAUCCACAGGAUGACAAAUGAAAAGUCAAGUUUUAGGAGCAUCCAAGCAGAAGCUCAUGUCAAGGCAGCUCGGACAAUGCUCUCUCUCUUAUUCAUUUAUGUACUAUUUUAUGUGGGGGAAACAUUAAAUAUGUCCAUAAGCUUUGGAGAUGGACAACAAAUUUAUGCUGUGUUUGUGGUCCUGUUGUACUCUCAUGCUCAGGCUGCCAUUCUGGUGCUGGUUAAUUCCAAGCUAAAGAGGAGAGCUACCCAGAUUCUUCUAAGAAUUUCUCAGGAACAGUGCAGACAUUUUGCUUGUUCACAGAUUUAA
Anolis sagrei ordinatus is the source of this 933-nucleotide messenger RNA. Its product is annotated as taste receptor type 2 member 9-like. Gene Ontology annotation, molecular function: G protein-coupled receptor activity; bitter taste receptor activity. NCBI's taxonomy places the organism in Eukaryota, Metazoa, Chordata, Lepidosauria, Squamata, Anolidae. Gene Ontology annotation, cellular component: membrane. Gene Ontology annotation, biological process: G protein-coupled receptor signaling pathway; sensory perception of taste. The record is from RefSeq and is a predicted model, not a curated record.